Molecule: messenger RNA, 851 nt
Organism: Plutella xylostella (diamondback moth)
Lineage: Eukaryota; Metazoa; Arthropoda; Insecta; Lepidoptera; Plutellidae
Source: RefSeq, a predicted model, not a curated record
CUGAGCCCCGACUCCCGACUAUCAUUAGAAAAAUGGAAGGAAUACCGAAGCCACUUGUAAAGAAAAGUAGGAGCGCAAACUGGCUUACCGAAGAAAAGGAGCUAUUGAAGACGUUGGUGAAGGAGCAGGUAUCAGUCAUCGAAAAUAAAAACACGGAUGCCAACACCAAUAAAAAGAAAACCGAUGCCUGGAACAAACUUUGUUCUACAUUCAAUGAAGUGAACAGCACUGGGCUACCACGUACUGUAAAGAAUUUAAAGACCCAGUGGUCUAUGAUAAAAAUGGACAAGAAAAAAGAGCUAUCCAAAGAAAGAAAAUCGAUUAUGAAAACUGGGGGUGGCAGCCAGUCACCAGUCAACCACGACGAUGAUGAGAUACUGAGCUGGCUGCCAAAUGAGUUUGUUGUCGACUCAAAUGAAUUUGACAGCGACUCAGUCAGAGCUAAUAUACCUGCAGAGACACCAGCAAAGGCACCAUCUCCGCUUAUAGAAGUAAUUUAUGUGGUGUCUCCUGAAGCUGUAGAAAAUAAUGACAAUAUAGAAAUGGACACCUUAUUGUCCACCCAGCUACCCCUCACUGAGAGCCACCCACAGCCGGAGACUACACACACAGCGCCUACCCCCAAACAACCUAACCCCAAACGCUCAAAGGGUAGUAAGAGGAAACGGCAAAAUAAAUUGAAUGAGGACAAUGAAAAUAUAGAUCUAAAUAAGCCUAUGGAGACAUUAAUUGCGAUGCAAUUAAAAAAUGAGGAAAAGAGAUCUAGGAUUCUCCACUUACAAGAAAUUUUUUGGGAAAAAAAAUGUGGUUCUUUAGAUUUGAAGACGGCAACAGAGGAAGAUUGUAAUUAA